AACUUUAGUUUCUUAGUAAAUACUGCCAUGUAAUUUACACCCACAAUUUUUUUUAUAUACAUUUUUAAAAGAAAAAACAUAUUUUCUAAAUGGCCGAUAAAGGAGGCUAUAAUCCUUACGAAAAUCGAAAUGUGGCUAAGCCGAUAUCCGAUGUUGGGGCUUUUUUUUCUCUACUCAAGUGCGUGGUGGGAACCGGAGUUUUGUCCCUUCCCUUGGCAUUCUACUAUGCUGGUAUUAUCAAUGGCACUAUCUUGCUAAUUGUGUCUUGUAUAAUGCUUAUUCAUGGAAUGCAAUUGCUGAUUAUUUCCAUGGUGGAGUGUUCCCGACGGAUGCAGAUCGGCUAUGCGACCUAUCCAGAGGCGAUGGCUUACUCCUUUGGCCAGGGACCCAAGUGCUUCAGGUACUGCUCAAGAGCUGGAGGAUAUAUAUGCGAUGGAGUAUUGGGAGCCUCGCAGUUCGGUGUCUGUGUCGUGUACAUUCUCUUCGUGGCCGUCAACGUAAAGCAAGUUUUUGACUUCCACGUGGCCGUGGCUGACUUAAGAAUCUAUAUAGCCGUCGUCGGACUCCUUCUGAUCGGACCAUUUCUGGUACGCCAGCUGAAAUAUCUGGUUCCCUUUAAUAUAGUGGCCACCAUUCUCAUAUACCUCGGCUUUCUUAUGAUGAUGUACUACUUGUUCGUGGGUCUACCUCCAAUAUCAGAACGGAAUAUCGUUUUUGGACCUAUAGAGCUGUUGCCCUUAUUUUUUGGCAUCGCUCUUUUCUCGAUCACCUCGGUGGGAGUGAUGCUAGCCGUCGAAUCCCAGAUGGCCAAGCCACAACAUUACCUCGGUUGGUUUGGGAUUCUUGAUAUGGCCAUAGUGAUAGUUUUACUUUCGUAUAUUUUCUUUGGAAUCAUGGGCUACUGGCGCUAUGGAGACCAAAUUGCUGAUAGUGUCUCACUCAAUAUUCCCACAAACGAGGUACUUGCUCAGGUUUCCAAGGUCUUUAUUGCCAUGGCAAUUUUCCUGACUUAUCCCUUGGCCGGUUAUGUGGUAAUCGACAUUAUAAUGAAUCACUAUUGGAACAAGAGUGGCGAGCUGAAGCACGCCGUAUUGAAGGAGAGCAUCAUCCGGGUUGUGUUCGUGCUGCUUACCACCAUAACCGGCAUACUUGCCCCGAAUCUGGGUCCCCUGCUGUCUCUGGUCGGAGCUCUUACCAUAUCGCUGUUGAACCUGGUAUUUCCCGCCCUGAUCGAGAUCUGUCUGUAUUAUCCGCCGGAGUAUAACUACGGCAAGCUGAAGUGGAAGCUCGUAAAGGACAUCAUUUAUGUAAUCAUUGGCCUUAUUAUUUUGGUGCAGGGCACCAUCUUUUCCAUUAUGAGUAUGAUCAGGGAGUGGGGAGGUGGACACGGGGCUACAACUGGCGCCACAGAUGGAACCACCACUGUGGAUACCACAACUACCGAGAAUAUCACUACUCUGCUCACCACAGCCAUUGCAGUCGCAGACGAACCCACGCAGGAACCUGCUAUCAGAUUCCUAUAAGGAGAAUAGAUAAAUGCUUUAUACAUGGAGAUACUAUUUUGUAGCCCUUUUUAAUCGUUGCAAAAUUUAGUGUACCAUAAAUGCAUUUAAAUUUUAUGUUAUAGUAUAAUAUUAGCAUAACUAUAUGUUUAAAAUUGUAAUUGUAAUUCUACCAAUUUGAGUUUCUGGUCAGGAAUAAGAAACAUUGUGGUGAAGAAAUAUUUGUAUAAUCAAUUGGUAUCAAUAAAAUG
This is a messenger RNA of Drosophila subpulchrella, 1753 nucleotides long. Its product is annotated as glutamate transporter polyphemus. The coding region runs from base 90 to 1523 and encodes 477 amino acids. Gene Ontology annotation, molecular function: amino acid transmembrane transporter activity. The record is from RefSeq and is a predicted model, not a curated record. Gene Ontology annotation, cellular component: vacuolar membrane. NCBI's taxonomy places the organism in Eukaryota, Metazoa, Arthropoda, Insecta, Diptera, Drosophilidae. The transcript is spliced from 6 exons. Gene Ontology annotation, biological process: amino acid transmembrane transport.